Periconia digitata is the source of this 1098-nucleotide messenger RNA. The record is from the annotation of a GenBank genome assembly. NCBI's taxonomy places the organism in Eukaryota, Fungi, Ascomycota, Dothideomycetes, Pleosporales, Periconiaceae.
CAGUUCUCAAUCUCAAUCGCAAAGAUGAAGCUCACCAUUCUAACCGCCAUUGCGGCUUCCAUCCUUCCCGCAACUGCAUUACCUGCAGGAGGCGACCCCAAGCCUGACUUCAGCCUCGUGGGAUUUGGAAAAGACAAUCCAAUUGGCGCGACGACUGGGGGUAAAGGUGGUGAAACAGUGCGAGUCUCAACCCCAGCCGAGCUCAUCGCAGCCGUUGAGGGCGACGAACCGCGCAUCAUUCACGCAUCGGGAAGCUUCAACUUGACUUCUCGGCUCCGAAUCGGCUCUAACAAAUCGCUGCUCGGCACGGGCAACAACACGCUCAUCACGGGCGCAGGCAUCAAUAUCUACAAUGUCAACAAUGUUGUCGUGCGCAAUUUGGGUAUCCGGUUUAUCCUCGAUAACGAUGGGAUAACGAUUCAGAAUAGCACUCGCGUGUGGGUUGAUCACAACGAGUUUGAGAGCGAUUUGUUGGGUGGUCCGGAUAAGUACGAUGGACAAUGUGAUAUUGUCAGGGCUAGUGAUUGGAUCACCGUAUCGUGGAACUACUUUCACGACCAUUGGAAGUCGUCGCUCAUUGGAAACAGCGAUUCGUUGGGCGACGUGGAUCGCGGGCAUUUGCACAUUACCUACCACCACAACCACUGGCGUAAUUCAGGCACCCGGGGUCCCGCCGGUCGCUUCGGUCAUCAGCAUGUCUACAACAACCUCUACGAGAGCUUCCUCUACCAAGCUAUUCACAGUCGUAGCGACAACCAAGUCCUUGUGGAAGGCAAUGUUUUCCGCGGUAACACCUCUGAAGCGCUGUCAACGUACGGUCUUGUGAUCCCUCAAGACAGCCCAAACACAUCACCCGAGGGUGAUUAUGAACUUGAUGGGUUUGCCAAUCUCGGAGCGAAAAACGACUGGGGCCCAGCAACCAUCAACAUUACGCAAGUCGGAAACUUCACGAAGGCGCCGUACAAAUACAAACUCACUCCCUUGAAGAAAGUCCAGGAUCUUGUCAAAGCCAACGCUGGAUUGGGCAAGAUAUGAUUGCCCUUGGAUUCUUGAACCAAGUUGGAGGAAAGAACAUAGGCACAGCACAUGUCAAGUAAA